Molecule: messenger RNA, 345 nt
Organism: Angiostrongylus costaricensis
Lineage: Eukaryota; Metazoa; Nematoda; Chromadorea; Rhabditida; Metastrongylidae
Source: the annotation of a GenBank genome assembly
AUGCAUAAUGCCAGAACACUCUCCACAGACGCCGAACUUCACGCCCUUCUUGCAACCGCAAAUCGCAUUAAAUUUCAUGUGAUCGCAUUACAAAAAACAAAAGUCGAGAAGACCGACAUACGCCAACUAAACAACGGCACCAUUGUGAUCCGCGGAGAAAAGAUCCCGUCACGAAAUAUCGGUGGCGAAGGCUUUGUCGUGCACCCGUCCAUUGCCCAUCUCGUCGACUCACACGAGAUCCUUUCCCUUCGCAUAGCCGUCUCCGUCUUCAACUGUCGCAUUAUAAGAAGAUCACUAUCAUCAACUGCUACUCACCCACCGACGCGAGUGAUAAGUACGAAUUAA